UUUAUCACAGCUAGAUUUUAUUCCCCAAGGCCACUGCGCUAAUUCAAUCGAUUGAUCUAUCGAUAUAGCUUUGCUUCAGAUAUGAACGUCUCGUAACUCAACUUGGGAGAAUACUAGAAUUUGUUGCGACUUGUAUAGUGCUGCUUCCAGCUUAGACAAAAUGGCAUCGGUUCAGGCCCCUCCGGCCGUGCACCAUUCUGGUUCGUCAGCGAUGCCAAUGCAGAUGAACCAGGCGCAGGUGCAAGAGAUGUACAUGAAGUUUCAGCAGAUGAAGGAACGCGGCGUUCCACAAACGGACCCCGAAUUUGUGAAGACGAGCCAAUUUUUGAUCAACGUUCAACAGCAACAACGAAUGCGCAAGCAGCAGCAGCAGCAGCAGCAACAACAACAGAACUAUUUGCAGAUGCAGGCUGCACAGAUGUCGCAUAACACUCCUAAUGGCACUGUAAUUGGAAAUCAGCCAGCCCCGCACAACCAACCACAGCAACCUGCUCUUCACACUACCCAGCCGCCUACUCCCAAUGCCUUGAGUGCCUCUGCACUGCCCUCUACCUCUGGCCCAGGCGCCCAGCCAACUACAUCGUCGCCUUCCACUGCUUCACCCAUGACCCAGUUCUCUCCUCAGCAGCUAGGUCUCUUGAGACAACAGAUCCAAGCCUUCAAGUUACUUAGCAAGAAUGCUGGUGUACCCUACCAAAUGCAACAAGCGCUGAACGCGCAACGCCAGCGUAGACAGGCGGUUGCCGAGCAAUCCACUCAACCACCUGCUCCUACCGCCGCUGCUACGGCAACUCCCGCAUCUGAGGCGCCCAAAGCAGAGUCUGUUCCGCCUAGCGGUGAUGCCGAAGUUGAAGCAGAAGCAGAAGCCUCCUCACCCAAAGGACGAACCUUCAAGACAAUCAAGUCCCCGUACGAAGGUGGUCUUGUCCGCAAGGACGUUAGCUAUUACGAUCAUGGCCUGCGUGGUCAGCGGCUCCUCAUCCCUAGCAUUUUCCCUACUGGCGUCGACUUCGAGCAGUUACGGCACGAACGGGAAAUCAUAAUCUUCAACCGCAUGAAGGCCAGGUAUGCUGAGCUUAAGGCACUACCGGGAAAUGUUGCGCAUUGGGAUACUAUGAAGGAGACCGUUGAUUCUGAUGACACGCUGAAACGCAAAGCUAUCAUAGAACUAAAGUCUCUAGGGUUAUACGCCAAGCAGCGUGCUCUGCGUGAGAAGAUUGGUCGUCAGAUGAUGCACUAUGACAAUCUGGCUAUGACUACUAAUCGUAGCCAGUAUCGACGGACCAAGAAGCAAAGCGUGCGCGAAGCUCGCAUCACAGAGAAGCUUGAGAAGCAACAGCGAGAUGCUCGUGAAACUCGUGAGAAGAAGAAGCACGUUGAUUUCCUCCAAGCCGUUCAACACCACAAGUCAGAUAUUUUCAGCUCUGCACUCGCUGCUAAGACCAGGUCAGGAAGGAUAGGAAGGACUAUGCAUUCUCAUCAUUUCAAUAUCGAGAAGGAAGAACAGAAGCGCAUUGAGCGUACAGCCAAGCAACGUCUCCAAGCUCUUAAGGCUAACGACGAAGAGGCUUACCUCAAGUUGCUCGACCAGGCGAAGGACACACGUAUUACCCAUCUUCUCAGGCAAACUGACGGCUUCUUGCAUCAGCUUGCAUCUUCUGUUAAAGCACAACAACGUCAAGCCGCGGAAAGAUACGGUGACGAAAUUGUGCCGGAAGAAGAAAGCGAAGUUGAGGAAGAUGAAGAGGCCAGACGCAAGAUCGACUAUUAUGCCGUGGCCCAUCGUAUCAAGGAGGAGGUUACAGAGCAAGCCAGCAUGCUUGUUGGUGGUUCUCUCAAAGAAUAUCAGAUCAAGGGCCUGCAAUGGAUGCUUUCGCUCUACAACAACAACCUCAAUGGAAUCCUUGCUGACGAAAUGGGUCUCGGAAAGACGAUCCAGACGAUUAGCUUGAUCACUUACCUCAUCGAGCGCAAGAUGCAACAGGGCCCAUACCUUGUCAUUGUGCCUCUCAGUACCCUGACUAACUGGAACCUGGAAUUUGAGAAGUGGGCCCCUUCAGUCAGCCGUAUCGUCUACAAGGGACCACCGAAUACUCGAAAGCAACAACAAGAGAAGAUUCGCCAAGGACGAUUCCAAGUUUUGCUGACGACGUAUGAAUACAUCAUCAAAGAUCGGCCCGUAUUGAGCAAGAUCAAAUGGUUUCAUAUGAUCAUUGACGAAGGACAUCGCAUGAAGAACACCAACUCAAAGUUGAGCGCUACCAUUUCUUCGUAUUACAAUACGAGAUUCCGACUUAUUCUCACUGGUACUCCCCUCCAGAACAACCUGGGCGAGCUCUGGGCCAUGCUCAACUUCGUUCUUCCAAACAUCUUCAAAUCGGUAAAGACAUUUGAUGAAUGGUUCAAUACUCCGUUCGCAAAUACCGGCGGACAAGACAAGAUGGAGCUCAAUGAAGAAGAGCAAAUUCUUGUUAUUCGUCGUCUCCACAAAGUGCUACGACCUUUCCUACUUCGCCGUCUGAAGAAGGAUGUGGAGAAGGACCUACCGGACAAGACCGAGAAGGUCAUCAAGUGCAAGUUCUCUGCACUACAGAGUCGCCUAUAUAAGCAAAUGGUCACCCAUCAGAAGAUCACUGUCAGUGAUGGGAAGAACGGCAAGACCGGUACCCGUGGCCUUAGCAACAUGAUUAUGCAACUGCGCAAACUCUGCAAUCAUCCCUUCGUAUUUGACGAUGUAGAGAACCAGAUGAAUCCUAUGAACACAAGUAAUGAUCUCCUUUGGCGAACCGCCGGCAAGUUCGAGCUCUUGGAUCGGAUCCUCCCGAAGUACAAGGCUACUGGUCAUCGUGUUCUAAUGUUCUUCCAAAUGACGGCUAUCAUGGAUAUUAUGGAGGACUUCCUUAAAUACCGAGGGGUCCAGUAUCUCCGCUUGGACGGAACAACAAAAUCGGAGGACCGUUCAGAAUUGUUGAAGGACUUCAAUGCUCCAGAUUCCCCUUAUUUCAUGUUCUUGCUUUCCACCCGUGCCGGUGGUUUGGGUCUAAAUUUGCAAACCGCCGACACUGUCAUUAUCUACGACUCAGAUUGGAACCCCCAUCAGGAUUUGCAAGCUCAAGAUCGUGCUCAUCGUAUCGGUCAGAAGAACGAAGUACGUAUCCUGCGACUUAUUAGCUCGAGUUCCGUCGAGGAGAAGAUUUUGGAACGAGCCAGGUUCAAGUUGGAUAUGGACGGCAAAGUCAUCCAAGCUGGUCGAUUCGAUAAUAAAUCGUCGGAGACUGACCGUGACGCUAUGCUUCGAACGCUGUUAGAAUCGGCGGAUUUAGCUGAGUCUGGCGAGCAGGAAGAAAUGGACGAUGAGGAGUUGAACAUGAUUCUUGCUCGCAAUGACAAUGAAAUUACGGUGUUUCAGAAGUUGGACGAGGAACGUGCGAAGCAUCCUCUAUACGGCAAUGGCCCCAAUUCGAAACGUAUCCCGCGCCUCAUGGCCGAUAAUGAGCUUCCGGAUAUAUAUCUAUCAGAAGGAAAUCCCGUUAGCGAAGAAGCAGAAGAGGUGUUGGGUCGGGGCGCUCGUGAGAGGACACGGGUCAAAUAUGAUGAUGGUCUGACCGAAGAGCAAUGGCUAAUGGCUGUGGAUGAUGAGGAAGACACACCAGAAGCUGCGGCGGCGCGGAAACAAGCCCGCAAGGACAAGCGAGAGACAAACAGACUGAAACGGCUGGCAGUUACAAAUGCAUCUGGUGCAGAUUCUCCGAGCGCAAGUCGCGCUAGCACUGAGGAGGUUGAGACGCCUCCCAAGAAGCGCGGUCGUAAGCCAGGCAGUAAGAACGAAAAACGCAAGGCUGAAGACGACGAUGGUGAACCGCCUGCCAAGAAGCGUCGAGGACCUCAAGGGCGUCCUAGAAUGAUACCAGGUAAUGGAGGUGAUUCGCGUCUCAGUUUCGAAACACGACUAGUUCUUCAGAGGACUCUGCGUAAUCUCUACGAGGGCCUGAUGGAGCUUGAAGCCGAUAUUGCACCAGAAGAUCAGGUUGCCGACGAUGACGAUGAAGAGCCGAAUAAACGUCUGAUAAUCGGACCAUUUGUCAAGCUGCCAUCGAAACGGGAUUAUGGUGACUACUACCUAUUGAUUCAGAACCCAAUCUGCAUGAAUCAAAUACAGGCAAAGAUCAAGAAGGAGGAAUACAAUAGCAUCAAUGAUAUGCGCAAGGACAUUGCUUUGAUGUGCAGCAAUUGCAAGACGUACAAUGAAGAUGGCAGUCUUCUGUACUCGGACGCAAUUGUUAUGGAGAAAUUCUUCAACGACCGAGCUCAAGAAGAGAUCAACGAACAUCCAGAACUGGCGGAUCUCGAGGAUCCGUCUGGAAAAGACAGCUCAGUUCCUCCUACCAGUGCUGGGACACCACAGUCCGCUGCGAACACUACGAGGAUAAAGCUGGUGACUAACGGUACCAGCCAAGCCGGUGUGGGUUCGGGUGGUAUUCAGAGUGAUGGUGAAUAAUGAUUAUGGUGCAAUACCUAGUUGGCCCGCUAUUUGUUUGAUUGUUUGGGCUACUAGUUUAAUAUUUUGACAAAGUGGCUCUAUCAUAGAGCCGUUGACUCAUUGAGAUUUUUCUUAUUCUCAAGUGACAGUUGUUGGCCCGGCAGGCUGCUCAUGAAGGGGAAGUACAAGG
Molecule: messenger RNA, 4670 nt
Organism: Hypoxylon fragiforme
Lineage: Eukaryota; Fungi; Ascomycota; Sordariomycetes; Xylariales; Hypoxylaceae
Product: chromatin remodeling complex SWI/SNF, component SWI2 and related ATPase
Exons: 3
Coding region: 161-4498 (1445 amino acids)
Biological process (GO): positive regulation of transcription by RNA polymerase II
Cellular component (GO): nucleus
Molecular function (GO): histone binding; ATP-dependent chromatin remodeler activity; ATP binding
Source: RefSeq, a predicted model, not a curated record